Molecule: messenger RNA, 4880 nt
Organism: Melanotaenia boesemani (Boeseman's rainbowfish)
Lineage: Eukaryota; Metazoa; Chordata; Actinopteri; Atheriniformes; Melanotaeniidae
Exons: 6
Coding region: 3012-3992 (326 amino acids)
Source: RefSeq, a predicted model, not a curated record
UGCAUCAUUCUCUCAUUAAGUAAGAUGCAGAUGAACAAGCCUGUUGUCUUCUGGGUUUGGGUGUCCUCUCUACCCCAAAUUUAUCACUGCAAGUAAUAGUGUGAUCCAGAGGCAGCUUAGAUGCCACACAGCCAAUGCGAUGCAUUUCCAGGCAUACUAUUCCAUUCUGUGUUUUUAUGACCGACAGCAGACUAACCAGUACGAGAUGUUCAAGGGCUGGCUGCACAAAGAUUGUGCUGGAAAAUACCACAAAUAUCUCAGCCAUGACUCAGUCUACAGUGGAUCUGCAUGUAGACCAGAACCAGAAAUAAGAUGAAAAUGUGAUGAAGUAAACCUGUCCUUCUGUAAGAACUUAAUGUUCUUUUUUUUAACACAAUAAGAAAAUAUCAGUUUUGGAGAGUUACUGAUCUCACAUUCUACUUGUUAAUGUGAAAAAAAAGUUUUCCUUUGUCUAAAACCAUGUCCUGGAAAGACAAUCCUAAAAGAAUUUAUAGUUAUUGUAAAGAUAAAAUAGAUUUUAUCCGUUACAAGCUCUUAUUUUCAUCACAGAUAAUCAGCUGAAUUAUUUUCCUGUCUAUACUCUGAAAAUGUGUACUAAUAAAUAAUUGAACAAAUAGUUUCUAGAGUGACUCUAGCUGAGUAAUGUCUGGUUUUCAUAAUAACAAUCUUCUGUAGGAUCAUGGAGGCUGUUGAGGGUUCUGGUUGUAUUUUCUGAGGAUCAGGUCAAGGUAACUUUUACAUGGACAUGUAAUUACAUUCUCUAUGAUUAAUCCCUUUACACUUUUAUUCCAGAUCUUCCAUGAUGAUUGGAUCAAUGUAAGGAUCUGUUCCGGCUGUUUUCUCCUGUGGUAAAAUAAAGCUGAGAAUGUUGGAAUUUACUGACCAGCGGGUAAAUGAAAAUGUCAUCGGUCACGUGUAUGUAUGUGUGCACACGUGGACAUAACAUAAAAUGUCAAUGUAUUAAUUUUUAUUUUUUUUAUCAACAGACCUUUUAGCAGGUGAGAGUGAAAUAUAUCAACCUCCCGUUAUGUGUUGGCAGAGGUGAGGACCCAAGUGCAGGCAGUUAAGGUCAGGAGGCAGAUCGGUGCAGGUAAACGGGGAACAGGGAACCACACACAGCAGGGAGAAACCAUGAAGAUCUGACAAGGGAAAACUGAAAACCAUGGUGUAUAUAUGCACAGAGGGAGUAAUUAGGAGCAGGUUAAGUGAAUGAAAAAUCAAACGAGGUGAACUAACGAGCCAGGAACAGAAAAGACAAAGCACACGAGGGAAAACAGGAAAACUUAACUUAACAUGACAAAACCAAAUACCCAAACCAUGAUCUAAACAGAAACUAAACAUGACAAAAACCAGAAUUAUAAACCAAAAUCAUGACAGAACUAAAACAUGACAAACGCCAGACUAUAAACCAAGAUACAAACCAAAAGAACAGACCAAACCCAACACAGGAACCAUGAAACCUCCAUCCAUCCAUUUUCUAUACCACUUAGUGGCUAUACAUAUGUACGUGUGUGUGCGUGUGUGUUUAUGCCUUGGUAUUGUUUGGAUAUCCUAGCAUUAUUUCAGUUUCAUUAUUAUAUACUUACUGAUCUAAUUGUACUUUAAGUACUACAUCUCUCAUUGUACUUAAACUGUUGUUUUUUAUGUAGUUAUAAUUUAACUUUAUCGUGUAAACAUUGUAUUGCUGUCACACUUAAAUUUGUAUAUUGCCGAUCAUUAAAGAUUUACAUGUGAUUUUUAUUAUUUCCAUAUGUAUGUUUUGCACUCUAUAAGAGUUAUAUCAGUCAACUGCAAUUGUGUCACUGUUUGACUCAUAUAUUCUAAUACUGUUAAUAUUAUUGCAUUUUUCUUACAAGUUAUUAAAUAGAUUCCACUUGUGGGUGCAAUGAUGAACAAUAAAUUAGGCUAUGCUAUGUCAUAUGGCUUUUAAACCAGAGAAACGUAAUAAACAUUAUUCUUAGUGUUAAACAAGGACAAUUCACAUCUGCUCUGGAGUAAAACCUGGUUUUGUUUUUACCUUUAACAAUAUUUUUUCUGUUUAUUAUUUUAUUAAACUUACUGUUAAUCCAUCCCUGAGCAUCUGUCUGUGGUGAGUGAACAGUUACGUUACAUUUAAGUUUCAAACUUUUUUCACCAUAUAUUCAACUUUUUAAAAAAAUCUCAAUCAGCUGCAAAAUUUACAAACAAUAUUUAAUCCGGUUUAAACUCACCAACCCUGCGACCCUGAAUUGGAAUAAGUGGUGUAGAAAAUGAACAAAUUAAUAAAUGAAACCUAUUUUAAAAGCCACUGGCUGCUGUAUUUGUAGUAAACAGUUAUUUCCUGACAGAAAGAUUUCUCUUUUUAAAGGUAUCAUACAUUUGCAAAUCCCACCUUUUACCCAGUCAGACACAAUAUAUCUUAAUUAAUACACCAGUGUUUUAGAUGCUGACUCCAGGUAAGCUGAGUAUCGGUGUAGGCCAGACCUGCUUUAAAUAAACUGCAGCCAUCAUUAAAUCCUGUGUUACUUUGUCUGUGACAUGAAAACUACAAUUAAAAGAAAAGUCUGUUUUUGAACUUCUGUUAUCACACUUACUCUCUAAAGUAGAUAAUCUUGUAAAGAGUCGCUGUACUUUGCAUUCAUGUUAGUAGCUUUGAGAAUUUUCCAAAGUACUUUGUGCUCUUGGUAAACAACAUGUUUCUACACUCCUCCCCGACGUUUAGCAGCUGGCAUCUUGUGUGUGUUCAUGAGUUGUCGCCACGCCUAGCAAACUUGACUCAUCACUUCCUGAUCGGUUCAGUCGAGAGCAAACUUGUGAAGUGAUAUACAGUAAAUCUGUCACCGUCCAUUUUAUGGAUGUGUUUUAUUUUAAAUAAGUCAGUUGCAUGUAGGUAGAGCUUAUAUUCCAAAGUAGCUGUUAAACUUUCUGUUAUCUAAGUCUUGGUUAACAUCACCUAAAGGACAGCAGAGAGCUAAUUUGACUAAAAGGGAAGUGCAAAGUUUUUGCUCAGUUUCAUUUACUGGAAAUCCACAAUGGCUGCCGAACAGGACAUGACAGAGGACUAUCUAGAAGAUGAAGAGGUUUUCAGAAGGAAUGCUUACCUACUUAUUGAGAAAAUGGUGGAACUGAGUAACCGGACCCGAGAAGACACGUCAAUGUUAGUGGACGAGAUUCUUCACAGCAUCUUCUUUUUGGGACACAUCAUCUUUCCACCAUGCUCCCUGAAAAGUCUUUUAGAUGAUGACGAUGAGAUAUAUGAACACUUGAAUGACCGCUACCCCGAGCCUUUCAUUCGCUAUUCCUCUCAACUACCCCGACGGAGUCCACUGUCAUGUGUGCUGGACAUGAUUGUCCACCUGAUCCAGCAAGAGAAUGAAGCGGGGAUAAUAGUUCAAAUCAAAGCUCUUACACGAAAGCUGAUGGACAAGACAAAAUCAAAGAUUUUGUUUUCCACCACAUUGUGCAUCUCUCGUACUUCAAGUUCAGUCCGGUACUACGGGGUCUCCAUGUCCACGUUUGGUCGUCCUGCAGGGAAAAUCAUGGUUGCUGCUUCCUGUUUAUGCAGCACCUGGGAUGAUUAUGUAGCUGAUGCAGUGAUGACCUACUAUCCCAGUAAAGAGAAGAAGCCAUACUUUGAUGGAACCUUCCAGCUUCCUUCGAAUGUCACAUGCCAGGCAGUUAACAUCAGUAGUGGAGAGCGAAUGAAUCCGUGUAGAUCAUGUGGAAAUCUGUUUGGCUUGCACACAGAGAGCACACAGAAGUGGGCCUAUGGUAACUGUGCUGAGGUUGAAAGUGUGAGCAAAUUGCUCAAAAAUGAAAAGCAAGUUAGAGAUCAAGUACAACCAAGAUCCAACUUGUUUACUGAAGAGGGCAGGCAGAGAGCCAAAGAAUGUGUUUUAAAAGAUCUCAAGAAUUUACUGAAAAAUGUCGGCUUUGAAUGGGACAAUAAUUUCUACACCCCACAAAGAGCUAAAACCAUUGUUUCUACAACCACUGAAGAAGUAGAUGGAUAGACUUACAGGUUCAUUGUUUUAUUUUAAAGGUCUGAUAGGAAUAAAUGGUUUAAUAUUAAAAACAGAUUCUACUGUUGCACAUUGCUGCAGCACGUAUAUUCUUCCUCUUUUGCUUUGAUGUUAUGAACAGUCAGCUAAUGAAGGUGGAGCACCAGUAAAGUGAAAAUAAACAUGUUCUCACAGAAAACAGACAUUUUCACAUGAUCUAUUUCUGGUUCAUUGCCCUCUAUUGGAUUAUAUGUCACUGAAGUUAUAGUCUGGGGUCUCAGUUCAGGUUCAUCAGUUCAUACAGAGUUCAGGAAAAAGGCUUUCUCCAUUUUUGCUCCAUCAUCAUUGAAUAUGCUACAUAAGGACCUGCAAUUUUUAAGUUGUUUCAGGCAUCUUGUACAUACAUUGGCAAAUUGUCUGGUAUUUACCUCCACCAAGACGGAGGUCGUGUAUUUGGCGGAGUUAGUUUGUCUGUCUGUCUGUAACUCAAAAAGUUAUGGAUGAAUUAUUAUGAAUGUUUUUAAAUGAAAUAAGGAACAAGUGAUUAGAUUUUGGAGGGGAUCCGGAUCACCACCUGGAUCAAGGAACUUUUUGGAGGAUUUUUUACUGUGGGGAGAUCCAUAGAGCUUCUAGCUAAAAAAAUAAUGCUCACAAUCAUUGACAAAAAAAAAAAAAAACAAAUGAAUAAAUAAAAUAAAAUAAACAAAUUACAAUGACUUGGUGGAGGUCUGCGAGUCUCCGAGUGCUUUAAUUUAUUGUUUAUUUUUAUUUUGUUAUUGUACUUUUUUUUGUUUUGACUGUAAAUGGGGCAGUUUGUGUAACCCAUUUAUGUAACAUGUACAACAUCAAUGGAAAGAUGAUCUUUUUUUUUUAUCAAAUAAAAAGUAUGUUUUUAAACUA